Messenger RNA from Thunnus maccoyii (southern bluefin tuna), 11566 nucleotides. RefSeq names its product laminin, alpha 5 (gene lama5). Gene Ontology annotation, cellular component: basement membrane. Gene Ontology annotation, molecular function: signaling receptor binding. Bases 445 to 11550 code for a protein of 3701 amino acids. The transcript has 80 exons. The record is from RefSeq and is a predicted model, not a curated record. Gene Ontology annotation, biological process: cell adhesion; regulation of cell migration; regulation of embryonic development. Lineage: Eukaryota; Metazoa; Chordata; Actinopteri; Scombriformes; Scombridae.
CUUCCGUUCUCUAGUGUCAAACUCUGCACAGUGAGGCUCAAACAACAACAGACAUUUUUUGAGAAGGGAAACAUUAAAACAUUGAGAAGAAAAGGAUUUAUAGUGUUUUGUUGGCAUUUGUUAGUGGCUGUGCCCUCCUCCAACCACUGGGGACAGGAUAACAGAGAGAAAGAGGGAGGAGGGUAACAGAUAGAGUUGGAAUAGGUGUCUGGUGCAACACAGAGUGGGAGAGAGAGAGGACAGAAACCUCGACGCACCGCUCUCCAAGGCUACAAACUACCUCCGCUUUCCUCUCUUUCUUUUAUAGUUUGCAUCACAUUUCCCUCCAGAUGCAUAUUUCCCAUAGAAGUUAACGUCUCAUCUCUCCUUACACCUCUGAUUUAUUUAUCCCUCUAACUUUUUCUCUCGGACCGGAUCGAAGUGGGGGAGACAGGUGGAGAGAGGAUGGCGAGCGGACGGGCGCCGCUUGUUGCUGCGCUCUCCCCGGCUCAGCGCACCCAGACGCGGGUCGCGCUGCUGCUCUGGUCGCUGGUUGUGACCCGCUGCCACUUCGCGUCGGCUCAGGAGCUGCCGACCAACGGGGUUAACGGGUACAGCCUGCACCCGCCUUACUUCAACCUGGCCGAGGGCACUAAGAUCACCGCCACGGCGACCUGCGGGGAGGACGACACCGGCAGGACCGUGCAGGACCUGUACUGCAAACUGGUCGGAGGCCCGGUAUCCGGAGACCCGAGCCAGACCAUCCAGGGCCAGUACUGUGACAUCUGCAGCCAGGGGGACAGCGAUCGCGCCCAUCCCAUCACCAACGCCAUCGACGGGACGGAGAGAUGGUGGCAGAGCCCGCCGCUGUCACGCAGCACCGAGUACAACGAGGUGAACGUCACCCUGGACCUCGGACAGCUCUUUCAUGUGGCUUACGUGCUGAUUAAGUUCGCCAACUCUCCUCGUCCGGAUCUCUGGGUUCUGGAGAGAUCCAUCGACUUCGGGUUGACCUAUCAACCCUGGCAGUACUUCGCCUCCUCUAAGUCGGACUGUAUCGAGCGUUUCGGACAGAGGUCCAUCGAGAGAAUCAACAAUGAUAACGACAUCGUUUGCACCACUGAGUACUCGCGUAUAGUGCCGCUGGAAAACGGAGAGAUCGUGGUGUCCUUGGUGAACGGGCGUCCCGGAGCGAUGAACUUCUCCUAUUCGCCAGUGCUGAGGGAGUUCACCAAGGCCACCAACAUCAGGCUCCGCUUCCUGAGAACCAACACGCUGCUGGGUCACCUGAUGGGAAAGGCUCUCCGCGACCCCACCGUCACCCGAAGGUAUUACUACAGUAUCAAGGACAUCAGUAUCGGAGGACGCUGUGUGUGUAACGGUCACGCUGAGGCCUGCAAUGCCAAGGAACCCAACGACCCCUACAAGUUACUGUGCGACUGUCAGCACAACACCUGUGGCGUGUCUUGUGACCAGUGUUGCCACGGAUACAACCAGUUACCGUGGAAACCGGCCACGACCUACAGUGCCAACGAGUGUGAACCGUGUAACUGUCACCGUCACUCGUUCGACUGUUACUACGACCCCGAGGUCGAUCACAAGAGAGGAAGCUUAGAUAUCCACGGACACUACCGAGGAGGAGGAGUCUGCCUCAACUGUCAGCAUCACACCACCGGAAUCAACUGUGAGCGCUGCAUCCCGACCUACUACAGGUCACCUGACCACUCCAUCGACUCCCCAUUGGCCUGCUCACCCUGCGACUGUCAGUCAGAGUUUACAGACGGUACCUGUGAGGAUCUGACCGGUCGCUGUCUCUGCAAACCAAACUACACCGGGGAGAACUGUGAAUCCUGCGCCAGCGGCUUCAUCAACUUCCCCGACUGUUACCCCAUCCCCACGUAUCCCACCAAUAAUAACAACGGCGAGGCCAAACCAGCAGGAGAGAUCAUCAACUGUGAGUGCAGUGCAGCGGGCACCGUAGAUAACUCCUGCAGGCCGGAUCCCAGGACUCGAACCUGUGUCUGUAAACUGGGUUUCACUGGUGACCACUGUGACACCUGCGCUCCGGGUUUCUAUGGACUCAACUGUCAGGCUUGUCAGUGUUCAGGUCCCGGCUGUCUGGAUGGGUCAUGUGACGCAUUGACGGGUCACAGCGUGUGUCGAAGUGGUUUCCAAGGUUACCAGUGCGACCAGUGUGCACCGGGCUACUUCAACUACCCGCUCUGCCAACUGUGUGGUUGCAGCUCGCUCGGCUCUCUGCCUGAAGGCUGCGACGCGUCCGGUCGCUGUCUGUGUAAACCAGAGUUUCAAGGUCCUCGAUGUGAACAGUGCAGAUCUGGAUUCCACUCCUACCCCAACUGUCAAGUGUGCACCUGUGAUCCUCGCACCGCACUGGACGCCAGCUGCACCGCAUCAGGUCACUGCCACUGCCGGCCCAAUUACAGCGGAGCGUCAUGUGACCAGUGUGCACCCGGUUACUACGGUUACCCGAGCUGCACGCCCUGCCAGUGCUCUCCAGAAGGCUCCCGCUACACCAGCUGCGACCAGGUGACGGGACAAUGUGUGUGUCUGUCCAAUGUGGUGGGACUGAGGUGUGACAGCUGUGCACACGGCUCUUACGGCUUCCCCAACUGCCAAGCUGGUACCUGCCAUCCUGCUGGCUCUGUUCAGUAUGUGGUGCCACCGCCAGUGGGUCAAUGUGAGUGCCGUCGCCAUGUUGAAGGCCCGGCCUGCGACACAUGUAAACCUCUGUACUGGAACCUCUCCCCAGACACUCCUGAUGGAUGCUCCAACUGUGAGUGUAACAUCGCAGGGACUGUUAGCGGUGUCGCAGAGUGUGCACAGGAAACUGGUCAGUGUCACUGUAAACCCAACGCUUGCAGUGGAACCUGCUCUACCUGUAAAGAUGGCUACUACAACCUGCAGGAACAAAACUACUUCGGCUGCCAGGGUUGCCAGUGUGACAUCGGAGGUUCAGCAGGUCAGUCAUGUGGAGAGAGGAACGGCCGUUGUCGCUGCAGACCCAACAUCGAGGGACCAAAGUGUAAUCUACCUCGUCCGGAUCAUUACUUCCCAGACCUUCAUCAUCUGAAGUUUGAGAUCGAGGAGGGAACCAUGCUGGAUGGCAGACCGGUGAGAUUUGGCUACAACCGUCUGGAGUUCCCAGACUUCAGCUGGAGAGGUUACGCUCAGAUGUCCCCCAUCCAGUCCAAGGUGUUUGUGUCGGUGUCUGUCAGCUCUCCAGACCUCUUCCAUGUGGUGCUUCGCUAUGCCAACUGGGGGGGUUCGGAUGUUCUGGGCAGGGUGGCGGUCAUAGAGGACGGCUGGAACUACUACUGUCGUAACUGUUCAGAACAGUCCAAACAAAUCGUCUUUGCUCCCAGUACGGAGCCGACCUUCGUCAACGUUCCCCAGAACACCUUCGCGGAGCCCUUCGUUCUGAACCCGGGAACCUGGACUGUGGUUAUAGAGGCUGAAGGAAUCCUGCUGGAUUAUCUGGUCCUGCUUCCCAGCGCCUACUAUGAAGCUCCCAUCCUGCAGAUCAAAGUCACAGAGCCCUGCACCUACAGCUCUGUGCCUGACGCCAACCAGAACUGUCUGAUGUACAGGUAUCUGUCUCUGGACUCCUUCCCCUCCAUCUCUGCCAAUGACGCCAGCUGUCGCAACGACAACCACCUGCCGCGCCCCUGCCAGACCGAGAGGGUCACCCCACGCCAUCCCGACAUGGCCGUCUGCAGCGGCUACGAUAUCAGCGUCGAGCUGCGAGCACGUCUUUCGGCACCAGGUGAUUACGCUCUGGUCGUGGAAUAUUCCAGCGAGGAAGAAUUGCCACAAACUCUGUCUGUUGCCGUCAACAUGCCGGGAGCGCGGAGUCAUCAACACCGCGUCAUCCUGACGCACUGCAAAUACAGCUUCCUGUGUCGAGUCGUGGCCAUCGACGGACAGAACAGAGUGGCGUUGUUCUCUCUCCCCGCUGACACUGAGAUCCAGCUCACCUCCGACCGCGCCAGCUUCUUCCUGCACAAAGUCUACCUGGUACCUAAAGAGCAGUUCACCAUGGAGUAUGUUGAACCUAAAGUCCACUGCAUCAGCACUCACGGACAGUUCUCACCUGACAGUUCCUCCUGCGUCCCCUCACGCUUCCAAAUCCCGUCAGAAUCUCUGGUCCUGAAGGAAGGCCAGAGCUCCUCCAUGCGGGAGUCCGUCCUGGCCUCUCCUGCCGCAGCUCCUCCUCUGCUCCUCCACCAGAGCGAUGAACCGGUGUGGAUGGGAGGACACCGACCUCCUCACGGAGUGGACAACAGCGACCACGUCAGGCUGGACUCGGUGCAGAACGCAGCGGUGUACUCGACACGUGUCCACAGCCUGGGGCGUUACGUCUUCAUCCUCCACUAUCACCAGCCUCUCCACCCCUCCUAUCCUGUGCAGGUUUACAUCAACGGGGGACGGAUCUGGCAGGGCCACGCCAACGCCUCCUUCUGUCCUCACGCGUACGGCUGCCGUAACGUCCUGGUCUCUGAGAAUCAGAUCAUUCUGGAUGUGACUGACUACCAGGUCUUCCUCACGGUGCAGAUACCUGCAGGCAAAACACUGUGGCUGGAUUACGUGCUGGUUGUUCCUGAGAACAGCUACAGCUCCAGCUACCUGAAUGAAGAACCUCUGGAUAAAUCUUACGACUUCAUCAGCAACUGCGGACAAAACAGCUUCUACAUCAAUCCCUCCACCGCCUCUCCGUUCUGCCUCAGCUCGGCUGUUUCUCUGUCGGCCUUCUUCAACAACGGGGCGAUGCCCUGCGCCUGCCACGAGGUCGGAGCCGAGAGCGACACCUGCGAGCAGUUCGGCGGUCAGUGCCGCUGCAGGCCGCACGUCAUCGGCCGAGACUGCUCCAUGUGCGCCACGGGCUACUGGGGAUUCCCCAACUGUAGACCCUGCGACUGCGGUACCAGGUUGUGUGAACCGGUGACCGGUGACUGUAUCUGCCCUCCGAGGACUCUCCGCCCUGACUGCACCCAGUGUGAGCCCCAGACGUUCGGCUGUCACCCGGUGGUUGGGUGCGAGGUCUGCAACUGCUCUCGGCCCGGUAUCACCAACCCCGACGUCAGCUGCGACACACUCAGCGGACAGUGCAGAUGUAGGAACAACAUCGUCGGCCGUCAGUGCGACCGCUGCGCCCCUGGUUUCUAUGGCUACCCCAACUGCAGGCCAUGCGACUGCAACGAGGCGGGAACCGAAGAGGAAGUGUGCAACUCCUUCACGGGACAAUGUCUCUGCAAGGAGAACGUCCAGGGUUCUCGCUGCGACCAGUGCAGAGUCGGUACGUUCCACUUGGACCCGACCAACCCGAAGGGCUGCACCAGCUGCUUCUGCUUCGGAGCGACGGACCGCUGUCGCAGCUCUGACAAAAGACGCACCGAGAUCAUGAACAUGGAGGGCUGGGUGUUGCUCGGAGCUGACAAACAGGAAGUACCGGUGAUAGUGUAUCCCGGUCAGGACCUCGUAGAGGCCGACCUCAGCGAUGUACCCGAUGUCUACCAAGACCUCCACUGGCACGCACCGAAGACUUACCUGGGAGACAAGGUUUCAUCCUAUGGAGGUUAUCUGAGGUAUCGUCUCCAAACUCAGGUCAUGAGAGGCGAUGUGUUGUCGCUGCCUGCAGAAGCCUCCAGGCCUGACAUCAUUCUCAAGGGGAACCAGAUGACCCUGGUGUUCAUGGAGAGAGAAUACUCCACACCUGAAGAGCCUCACCUGGGAAUAGCUCACAUGGUCGAGGGAAGUUUCCGUCAUGCUCAGACCGGUAACUCUGUGUCACGUGAGGAGCUGAUGAUGGUUCUGGUCGGUCUGGAGUCUCUGCAGAUCCGAGCCCUUCACUCUCAGGUGGCUCACUCCGUGUCGCUCCGCGGCGCCGUGCUGGAGAGCGCCGAAAACUUGCCUACCGGUCGCCAUGCCAACAAUGUGGAGAUCUGCAUGUGUCCAGCCAAUUACCUGGGAGACUCGUGUCAGAAAUGUGCUCCAGGUUUCUACAGAGACACUAUCGGCCUGUUUUUGGGGAAAUGUGUUCCCUGUAACUGUAACGGACACUCUGAUCAGUGUCUGGAUGGAUCUGGAAUCUGUCUGAACUGCCAGCACAACACAGCUGGCGACCACUGUGAGAAAUGCCAGGGCGGUUUCCUUGGCAACAACAGUCUGGACGGACAGGCGGUUUCAUGCUCCAGUUGUCCCUGCCCACUGAGAGUCCAGUCCAACAAUUUUGCAGAAGGUUGUGUGCAGAAACAGGACAGGAUGCAGUGUCUGUGUAUGCCGGGUUAUGCUGGACCAAACUGUGAAAGGUGUGCCCCUGGUUACUAUGGCAACCCCAUGGUGCUCGGCAGCAGGUGCCAGCCGUGCCAUUGCCACGGCAACACCGACCCAAACAUGCUGUUCACAGACUGUCACCCGCUGACCGGCGAGUGUCUGAGCUGCAUGCACAACACGGCCGGGCCUCACUGUGACAUCUGCGCUCCCGGUUACUACGGAGACGCCAUCAACGCCAAAAACUGCACCAGAUGCAGUUGUUCUCCAUGUGGUACCGAGUCAUGUGACCCUCAGACUGGACAGUGUCGCUGUAAACCAGGAGUCACCGGACCGCGCUGCGACCGUUGUGAGGACGGCUCCUUCGGCUUCGACUCGUGCUCCGGCUGUCGUCAGUGUGACUGCGACGCCUCGGCGGCUCUCGUCCAGCCGUGUGACCCUCGGAACGGUCAGUGCGCCUGUCAGCCCGGAGUCAACGGACCCAACUGCAGACAGUGCGCUCCUGGAUACUGGGACUACGGACCCAACGGAUGCAAGAAGUGCGACUGUAGAGGAGGUCGCUGUGACCCCCGGACGGGAGAGUGUCGCUGUCCUGACGGGAUGACGGGAAAACAGUGUGACACCUGCUCAAACAAAUACAGCGUACCUACAGAACACCAUCACGGCAUGCACUGUGAACUGUGUGACAGCUGCGUCGUCGUCCUGUUGGAGGAUCUGGACAAGAUGAACGACGACUUCCGCUCAGUAGCCGGUCAGCUGACCAAUCUGAACGCCAGCUCUAUCGUCUGGGCUCAGCUGGACAAUCUCAACAAAUCUAUGGAGGAAAUCGCUCGGGCCAUAGAGAACUACAACAGUACACUGGAUGACAGCAGGAGCCGCGCCGACUUGCUGGAUUCUGAUAUUAUGAACAUCAACGCUGACAUUGAUGAACUGCAGAACAAGACAAAAGCGACGACAGACAGAGUGGGUGAGCUGCGUGACAGUACCACUAACACACACCAGAGGGCGCAAGACCUGCUGUCCUUCAUCAACAACAUGACAAAGGAUAUAAACGACAUCAUGCAUAUGGCGAACAGGUCGUCACUGAACGACACAGACACGAAUCAGGACGACGGUGACAGGGAGAGGAUGAUGAGGGAGGUGCAGGCCAUGCUGAGGGAGAUGAGGUUCAGGAGCUGCGUGGGACAGAAGAAACUGGCUGAUAAAGAGAAGACGGAGGCCGAGAAAUUGUUGGAUCGUGUUAACAAAGAGUUGGUGGGUCGUCAGGCAGGAAACGAUGACGUGGUCAAAGCCAUCAAAGACCGUUUGAACCGCCUCCACUCUCAAAUGAUGGACCUCCGAGACGCUCUGAACGAAGCCGUGAACAAAACCGCCAGAGCCGCAGAGAUCAACAAUAUCAACGAGAAAACGUUGGAGGACAACAAGAGGAGGAUAGAAGACUUGUUGUCCAAGCAGAAGGAGGUGACCGAUCAGCUACACAUGGCUGAAGAUGACGUAGCCCAGGUCAACGAUUUGCUGUCCAUGCUGCACGACUCCAAAGAGGAAUAUGAGCGGUUGAUGGCCCAGCUGGACGGAGCCAGGACGCCGUUGGCAAAGAAAGUGCAGGACUUUGCUUGGGUUGACUCCAAAAUCCCCCUGGUGGAGGCGGCGGAGAAACACGCUGAGCUGCUGAACGCUUUAGCCAUGAACCUGUCCAGUUUCGUUGCAGACACCAAGAAGGAUGAAUUUGUGGACGUAACACAAGCCUACAACAGGAUCAUCAACAGCAUCAAGGAGGCAGAGGAGGCCGCCAACAUGGCUGACAAGGCUGCCACCAACGCACUGGAGAACAUAAAGGACCAGGACCUCGGUCAGAUCGCCGACUCUCUGAGGAACCACAGUCUGGAGCUGAAGGAUGAAGUUGAAAAGCUAAAUGACGAACUCAACAACGACCUGAAGCCGCAACUCGAAGAUGCUCAGAAGCGACUGGAAGACGCCAAAACCAAAAAGGUUCAAGUGAUGAAGGACCUGGAGACGGUUCAGACCAACCUCAACUUCACUUCAAAUGUGAGUCAGGAGAUCGACGAGGCGAAGCGAGCGGCGGAUCAGGCCAACACCACGGCGACGCAAGUCAACGAUGCCCUGCGUCCCAUCAAAGAGCAGCUGGACCAAUGGCAGGAGACCUACGGCGACGCCAACGUCACCAACGAGGACAUCAACAACGCUCUGAUGGAGGCCAACAAGACUGUGAACAUGCUGGGUGACACUAUUCCCGUGCUCAUGAAGAAGCUGGAUAAACUGCAGAAUCACUCGGUUCAGAUGCCAAACAUCUCUGAGAACAUCAACCGCAUCCGACAGCUCAUACAGCAGGCGCGCAACGCUGCUAGCAAGGUGAGCGUGCCGGUGAAGUUUAACGGGGAGUCCGGCGUUCAGGUUCGUACUCCGUCUAACCUGGCUGACCUGGCUGCCUACACCUCCCUCAAGUUCUACAUCACCCUGCCCGAGGCGGCGCGGGCCAGGCGGCAGGACGACGGCACAAAACAGUUUGUCUUCUACCUCGGCAACAAAGAUUCCAAUAAGGAGUUCCUGGGCAUGACGCUGGAGGGGAAGAGACUGCGUUGGUACUUUAACGUCGGAGGACAAACUGCUGAGGUGCAUAUGAAUGAAGACGUCAAGUCUAACGGGAACUUCAACAACGUAGUACUGGAGAGGAUCCUCCAGUAUGGUCAGAUGUCCAUGUCUUCAGAAGCCACUGAGGGCGACCAAAGAGUCACCAAAGCCUCUGAGAAUGCUAAAGGAGAUCAGGGGCUGCUCAACCUCUUGACCAACGACACCGUCUUCUACGUUGGAGGAUACCCCAGCACUUUCAAACCUCCUGCCCCGCUCGCUCUGCCUAACUUUAAGGGCUGUAUUGAGCUAGAUACACUGAACGAGGAGGUGCUCAGUCUGUACAACUUUGAAAAGAUCUUCAAACUCAACACUACAGCGGACAGACCUUGCGGCAGGUUGAAGCCGGUGCUGACUCAGGCCUGGGUGAAUGACGCAGCAUUUUUCGACGGUACCGGCUUCGCUACCGUCACCUUCACCGAUGAAUCGACUCGCAUGCAGCGCUUCGAACAGGAAGUCAAACUGCUCUCGCACAACGGAAUACUGCUCCUGCUGCAGAACGGGAAUCAGUUCCUGUGUCUCGGGGUACUUCAGGGCAGACUGAAGGUUUUCUAUGAUUUCAGCGGUGAUCUGGUGGACCUCAUGCCUAAAGAUCCCACAUCAAACUUCCUGAAGAUCAGCGACGCGGACGCCAAAUCUCUGGAGAUUAUCAUCCUGCGUGGAACUCCGGACCGUGUCGUGGUGAGGAACAACCGCAACAUUCUCUACAACCACCAUUUCACAGAGAACAUCCCUUCGUUCAGCGGCAGCUACUACCUGGGAGGAGUACCGGAGGACAAGAUGCCGGAGAAGUUGAAGUCUAAGUUCCCUAAGCAGGGCUCUCUGAAGGGCUGCUUCAGGAACGUGAAGGCCCAGAACUCUCACAUCGACCUGAAGAGGAUGACGAGCUCCGGAGUCAGCUUUGGCUGUGACAGCGACCUGCUGGUGGCUCGUGAGGCUCAUUUCUCCGGGAAGAGCUACCUGGAUUUGGCUCUGACCAACGUUCCCAGUAUCAAGAAAAACUUCCACGCCGGCUUCGGCUUCAGAACCGAACACAAGGAAGGACUCAUGUUCUACCACCACGAUAAGGACGGAGUGUGUCAGGUGUUUUUGCAUGAAGGCCAUAUCGUGGUGAGAGCCGGUAACAGUGAAAUUAAGACGCAGAAGACGUACAACGACGACAACAGCCACUACGUCACCAUCUACAACAACGACAGCGGGAUACGUCUGUACAUGGACGACGUGCUGGAGAAAGGGAAGGAGACUAUCAGGCUGGGACGUGGUGUGACGUCGGCCACGCAGGGCAGCACCUACCUGGGAGGAAUGCCCGACCAAAUCCUCGGCAACCUCACCGGAUGUAUCAGCAACGCCUUCAUCAAGAGGGACAUGAUUUCUCAGAUGGUUUUGAACCUGCUGAAAGCAAAAGAAAACGUGAAUGUUCCUCUGGACUGUCCCGCUGCCAAAAAACCUCAGCAGAUCGUGGCUGCUCCACCUAAACACAGCAGCAAACCCAAGGGUAAGCACAAGAAGCCGUCGGGGUCUCGCAGUCGUAACACCAGGGAGUCCUGUCAGGGGGAGACGUCGCAGCGGGAGACCGGAGCGACGCACUUCAGCGGCUCCACACACAGCUAUCAGAGAUACGACUCUCUGCCCAGCUCGCUCAGCUCCAUGCCUCACAUCUCCAUGUCUGUGAGGAUCAACUCGUCUGACGGUUUGGUGCUUUACGUAGCCGGCGGCGGGCAUCGAGGAGGAGCCGUGAUGUCACUCAGCCUGUCGGACGGCCACCUGCUGCUCUUACUGGACGGAGGGAAGAGGAAGGCCAGCCUGCGCAGCCACAAGAAGUACAACGACGACCAGUGGCACACGGUGUUUAUAAAGCGUGAAGGAGAGAAGAUCAGUCUGAUAGUCGACGGUAUCAGCGCUCAGUCUAAGAGAGUUCCUGGAGGAGACCGAGCUCGUCUCACUGGGCCUUUAUAUGUCGGAGGAGUCCCGCCCUCUCUGGCGGCCCCGGGUUCCGGUGGUUUUGUCGGUUGCGUCAGGGACCUGACACUGAACGAGGCCCCUGCGGGAAGCCCCGCUCACAGUCAGGGGACGGUGCCCUGCUUCCAAAACCCUCUACAGCCCGGAGCGUACUUCUCUGGACAGGGAGGACACAUCGCGAUAGAUGAGUCCUUGGUUCUGGGUCGGGAUCUGGAGAUCCAGCUGGAGGUUCGGCCCAUCUCGGACUCUGGGCUGCUGUUGCAUGCUGGGACGUCACCUGACCAACAGCUGAGUUUGGUCCUGAGUCAAGGAGAGGUGAUUGUGUCAGUAAACAGCGGUAAAGGUGAAUUCUCUACCUCUUUCACUCCUGAAGAAGCUCUGUGUAACGGACGCUGGCACACCAUCACAGUGGUGAAGAAGAACAACAUCCUGCAGCUACAUGUGGACGCAGCCAGCGAGCACAGCGUCGGCCCCAAACACAGCCGCUCAGCGGGGGCCAAGGAGACCGUUUACCUCGGAGGAGUACCUGAUGGCGUCACAGUACCCGGUCUCCCCGCCGGCCUGCCAGCCUUCCAGGGCUGCAUCCGCCAAGCGACCAUCAACCACAGACCUGCCAUGUUGUCCAAACCGCUCGCCGUACACGGAGCUGUAGGGACGCAGGGCUGCCCACACAUGUAGACCCCCCCUCCCCCUC